GCUUUCACAAGCAUCGAGCUUGACGAGCUUCAGUUUCUUGGAUUCCAGAAGUCAAGAUGAGAGCCGUCACUUUUGCUCCGGCUGUGCUCGCCUUGGCUGGUUUUGUGUGGGCACAAACACCUACCGAGCGAGUCAUUCCCACUCUCCCGCCUCAGAUCAAUGCACUGCCCAGCUUGACCCCAACAAUCUACGAUGACAGUGCGCCAGACUCUCAGGAAUGUCCUGGCUACAAAGCUUCCAAUGUAGCUCAAACGGGACACGGCUUCACCGCAGACUUGGCCAUCGCCGGGGCGAACUGUCAAGCUUUCGGCAACGACGUUGCAGACUUGGUGCUCGAGGUUCAGUACCAGGCUAAGGAACGCUUGAAUGUCAGGAUCUACCCCAAAUACAUCGCUUCAGCGAACAGUUCGUGGUUCAUCCUUCCUCCCAGCCUUGUUGAUCAGCCAGAAUGGGACGGCAAGACGACGGCCAACUCGAGCGACCUGAGUUUCGAUUGGAGCAAUGAUCCUACCUUCCAGUUCCGCGUCUCGCGAACCAGCACGGGAGAAGAACUGUUUUCUACGUACGGACAUGUCAUUGUUUAUGAGGACCAGUUCAUUGAGCUCGUCACGAACAUGGUUGAGGAUUACAAUGUAUACGGUCUGGCAGAAAACAUCCAUGACUUCCGCCUGGGAAACAACCAUACUCAGACUUUCUACGCUGUAGAUGCAGGCAAUCCAAUCGAUGGAAACGUGUAUGGUGUUAUCCCGUUCUACCAGGAAACCAAAUACCAUAAUGGCACUGACUCUACUGCUCAUGGCAUGUAUGCUCGCAAUGCCCAUGGCCAAGAGUGGUUGCUGCGCGAAAACACUAUCACCUAUCGAACUCUGGGUGGAAGCUUCGACCUCUACUUCCUGAGUGGACAGAAGGAUGAUGGUAGCUCUAGCGCGCUCACGACUAUUGCUCAAUUUCAAGUUGGAUGCAUCGGCACGCCCGCUAUGCAAAUGUACUGGACUUUCGGCUUCCACCAAGCCCGCUGGGGCUACGAGAACAUCAGUGUCGUUCAAGAAGUCGUAGAUCGUUACCGUGAAGCUAACAUCCCGCUUGAAUGCCUAUGGAACGAUCUCGACAUCUACGAUUUGUACCGUGAUUUCACAAACAACCAGGUCACCUACCCGCUUCCGGCAUUCACCAACUUCAUUGAGAGUCUGCAUGCCAAUGGCCAGCACUACGUCCCUAUUAUCGACAGCAACAUCUACGUCUCCAACCCAGAGAAUGCCAGUGAUUACUACGAGCCUUUUGCAAACGGUGCUCAACUACAAACGUUCAUCCGCGAUCCCACCACUGGCGAUUUCUACUAUGGUGACAACUGGCCCGGCUUCAGUGUCUGGGCUGAUUGGCUCCUCCCAUCCAGCCAGGCAUGGUGGACGAGUGAGAUUGUGAAGUGGCACAAGGGCACGCCUUUCGAUGGUAUCUGGAUCGAUCUUAGCGAAGCAUCGUCCUUUUGUGCCGGCUCAUGUGGUAACGGCCGUCUCAACGAGAAUCCUGUCCACCCGCCCUUCCUCCUUCCCGGCGACCCAUUGACAUUCGAUUUCAACUAUCCCGAGGGCUUCAACGUCACUAACGCAACCGAAGCUUCGAGCGCAGCGGCCGCCGCGUCUUCGCAAGCCGCAGCCUACUCCGCAUCGCCUGUCCUACCCGCUGCUACGACUACCACACAAGGAAGAACGGAGCCUACGCCCGGAGUGCGAAAUUUGAACUUCCCCCCAUACGUCAUCAAUCACGUCCAGUCCGGACAUGCAUUGGGCAAGAGCGCCAUCGCGCCGAACGCAACGCACAACGAUGCUUAUAAUACAACGGAAUAUGAGAUGCACAACCUGUUUGGUCUCCAAAUCUCCAACGCCACCUAUCAUGCUCUGCUUGAAGUGUUCCCAGGACGCAGGCCCUUCACCGUCGGCCGCAGUGUGUUUGCCGGCAGUGGCAAGACAACCAGCCACUGGGGCGGAGACAAUACCGCUACAUUUGGGAGCAUGUAUUUGAGCAUCUCCCAGGCUUUUACAAUGAUGAUGUCCGGUAUCCCGAUGUUCGGCGCCGAUACAUGCGGUUUCGCACGCAACACUGAUAAUCAGCUGUGCUCUCGCUGGAUGGAACUCAGCGCCUUCUUCCCAUUCUACCGUAACCACAACGUCAAAGCUGCCAUCGGCCAAGAAGCCUACCACUGGUCCUCAGUCGCAGAAUCUGCUCGCCGAGCAAUGGCCGUCCGCUACUCCCUACUAAACUACAUGUACACGCUCUUCUACCACGCCCACACCGAAGGCGCAACCGUCAUGCGCGCCCUAGCCUGGGAGUUCCCCAACGACGCCUCCCUCGCCGGCACAGAUUCGCAAUUCCUCCUCGGCCCCUCCAUCCUCGUCACGCCCGUCCUGGUGCCAAACGUCGAAACGGUGCAGGGCGUGUUCCCCGGCAUCGGCGACGGCGAGCGCUGGUACGACUGGUACACGCUCGAGGAAGUCCACGCCGCGGCACAGGAAAACGUCACUAUGAGCGCGCCGCUAGAGCAUAUUAACGUUCAUGUACGCGGUGGGAGUAUCCUCCCCCUUCAGCAGCCUAAGUAUACGACUAACGAGACGCGCCACACGCCGUUUGGCCUGCUUGUUGCGCUGAAUAGCACUGGAGGAGCGAUGGGCAGUUUGUACCUGGAUGAUGGCGAGAGCUUGGUGCAGGAUGCUACGAGGCUUGUUACUUUCGCUUACGCGGAAAACUGCCUCUCCUUCACUUCUGAGGGGUCCUACCACGCUGCACAGCCGUUGGCUAAUAUCACUAUCGCUGGCGUUGCGUCGGCGCCUCAGAGCAUGUCUCUUACGUGCGGGGGUGCUGAGUCUGAUGCUAAUGUGACGAUGGCGUAUGAGAGUGGUGUGUUGAAGGUAGCGGGCAUGGAGGAUGUGACUGCUAGUGGUGCGUUUGAGAAGGAUAUGAAGGUUUGUUUUGGGUGGUAGGUGGGAGGUGAAGAAUGGGAAAGAUGGGAUGGCGAGAAAGAAGAUGACAUGAAAAGGGGAAAGAGGGG
Dothidotthia symphoricarpi CBS 119687 is the source of this 3043-nucleotide messenger RNA. RefSeq names its product glycoside hydrolase family 31 protein. Lineage: Eukaryota; Fungi; Ascomycota; Dothideomycetes; Pleosporales; Dothidotthiaceae. The transcript is spliced from 8 exons. The record is from RefSeq and is a predicted model, not a curated record. Gene Ontology annotation, molecular function: hydrolase activity, hydrolyzing O-glycosyl compounds; carbohydrate binding. The coding region runs from base 57 to 2975 and encodes 972 amino acids. Gene Ontology annotation, biological process: carbohydrate metabolic process.